Phodopus roborovskii (desert hamster) is the source of this 2367-nucleotide messenger RNA. It is a transcript of the gene Hdc, whose product is annotated as histidine decarboxylase. Gene Ontology annotation, biological process: L-histidine catabolic process; histamine biosynthetic process. NCBI's taxonomy places the organism in Eukaryota, Metazoa, Chordata, Mammalia, Rodentia, Cricetidae. The record is from RefSeq and is a predicted model, not a curated record. The transcript has 12 exons. Bases 76 to 2064 code for a protein of 662 amino acids. Gene Ontology annotation, molecular function: histidine decarboxylase activity; pyridoxal phosphate binding.
AAUAAGCCACUCUGAGAGCUGCCUUCCACAGUCUCCUCAGUCUGUCUGCUGGGAGGAGCAAGCCAAGGGAGAUAGAUGAUGGAGCCCCAUGAAUACCGAGCUAGAGGGAAAGAGAUGGUGGAUUAUAUCUGCCAGUACCUGAGCACUGUGCGGGAGAGGCAGGUGACUCCAGAUGUGCAGCCUGGGUACCUGCGAGCCCAGCUACCUGUGAGUGCUCCAGAGGAACCCGAGAGCUGGGACAGCAUCUUUGGGGACAUUGAGCGGAUCAUCAUGCCUGGGGUAGUACACUGGCAGAGCCCCCACAUGCACGCCUACUAUCCGGCGCUUACCUCUUGGCCAUCCCUGCUAGGAGAUAUGCUGGCUGAUGCUAUUAACUGCUUAGGAUUCACAUGGGCUUCCAGUCCAGCAUGCACGGAGCUGGAGAUGAGCGUCAUGGAUUGGCUGGCGAAGAUGCUGGGGCUCCCUGAGCAUUUCUUACACCACCAUCCCAGCAGCCAGGGGGGAGGCAUCUUGCAGAGCACUGUCAGUGAAUCCACCUUGAUUGCCCUGCUGGCUGCAAGGAAGAACAAAAUCCUAGAAAUGAAACUGUCAGAGCCCGACGCUGAUGAGUCCUCUCUGAAUGCUCGUCUCGUUGCCUAUGCCUCUGACCAGGCUCACUCCUCAGUGGAGAAGGCUGGCUUGAUUUCCCUCGUGAAGAUGAAAUUUCUGCCUGUGGAUGACAACUUCUCACUCCGAGGAGAAGCUCUUCAGAGAGCCAUUGAGGAAGACAAGAAGCAGGGUUUGGUGCCUGUCUUUGUCUGUGCAACUUUAGGGACCACUGGGGUCUGUGCAUUUGACAGGCUGUCAGAGCUGGGCCCCAUCUGUGCCAGUGAGGGUCUAUGGCUCCAUGUCGAUGCUGCUUAUGCUGGGACAGCCUUUCUGUGCCCUGAGCUCCGGGGAUUCCUGGAGGGUAUUGAGUAUGCCGACUCGUUCACCUUUAAUCCUUCCAAGUGGAUGAUGGUACACUUUGACUGUACUGGGUUCUGGGUCAAGGACAAGUACAAGCUGCAGCAGACCUUCAGUGUGAACCCCGUCUACCUCAGACACGCCAACUCUGGAGUGGCCACAGACUUCAUGCACUGGCAGAUCCCCCUGAGUCGGCGCUUUCGCUCCAUUAAGCUCUGGUUCGUGAUUCGGUCCUUCGGGGUGAAGAAUCUUCAAGCACAUGUCAGACACGGUACAGAAAUGGCUAAAUACUUUGAAUCUCUGGUCAGAAAUGACCCUUUCUUUGAAAUCCCUGCUAAGAGGCACCUUGGUUUGGUGGUUUUCCGUCUGAAGGGUCCCAAUUGUCUCACAGAAAGUGUGUUAAAGGAAAUAGCCAAAGAUGGCCAGCUCUUCCUUAUCCCAGCCACUAUCCAUGACAAGCUGAUCAUCCGUUUCACGGUGACAUCCCAGUUUACCACCAAGGAGGAUAUCCUGAGAGAUUGGCACCUCAUCCGAGAUGCUGCCACCCUCGUUCUGAGCCAGCACUGCACUUCCCAGCCCAGCCCUAGGGCCAAGAACCUCAUCCUGCCCACCAGAGGCUCCAGGGACCUGCCCAGUGGGCUAUCCCCGGAUUCUGUCAACAAGGGAGGAGAUGACCCGGCUCAGGCCCGGAAGAUCAUCAAACAGCCCCAGCCGCUGGGGGCCAGUCUGGUGAGUAGGGAAGGUGCCUGUGAUCUUGAGACCCUGCUGGAUCCACUUGAUGACUGCUUCUCCGAAGAGGCCCCAGAUUCUACGAAGCACAAGCUGUCAUCUUUUCUGUUCAGUUACUUGUCGGUACGGAACAAGAAGAAGAAAGUGCGAUCCCUCAGCUGCAACAGUGUGCCGGUGAGCGCUCAGAAGUCACUCCCUGGGGAUGGAUCAGUGAAGAGUGGGGGCUCCUUCCGGGCCAGACUCUUUUCUAGGUUUCCAGAAGAAAUGAUGAUGAUGAAGAAAAGCGCCUUCAAAAAGCUGAUCAAAUUCUACAGCGUCCCCAGCUUCCCUGACUGCAGCUCUCAGUGCGCCCUGCAGCUGCCCUGCUGCCCUCUGCAGGCCAUGGUGUAGAGUCUUCAGUCAGAGCGCAAGGCUGUGUGUGCUUCCCGGAAUUCCUGAACCCCUCAAAACUGUGUGCAGUUUGUGUGCUUAUGUGUGCGUAUGCAUCUUGAGGGGCGCAAGUCCAUAUUUUGAUCAUAGCCUCAUGGGGGUUCAUGACUCACAAUGUACUGUAACUGGGGAGUUUCAGCCCGAAUGCUCCAGAGUAUUGCAGCGGCCUGUCAGACAGAAGGGGCUGAGAGGGUGGUGUCCUAACUGUUAAGCUUGUAACAUGAAAUGUAACCAGAAAUAAAUUGUGCUUAUAUCUGAAAUAAA